Molecule: messenger RNA, 6276 nt
Organism: Mytilus californianus (California mussel)
Lineage: Eukaryota; Metazoa; Mollusca; Bivalvia; Mytilida; Mytilidae
Product: enhancer of mRNA-decapping protein 4-like
Exons: 29
Coding region: 204-4415 (1403 amino acids)
Biological process (GO): deadenylation-independent decapping of nuclear-transcribed mRNA
Cellular component (GO): P-body
Molecular function (GO): protein binding
Source: RefSeq, a predicted model, not a curated record
UUUCAAAUUAUUUAAACAAAUUUAAUUUGUGAAAUCACGCAGAAACGUGGUUAAUGGAGGCCGCCAUAUUUUGGAUGAAAACAAACUUGUUGAAAGUCGAAACCUGCAUUACUGUUUCGUAAUUUAUCGUGAUUCACCAAUAACAAUUUGUACUAAAAUUUAAAGGAAAACUUAGUUUGAAAUUAAAACUGUCAUUUAAAAUCAUGGACGAUAGGGGUAGCCCGUCAUCAUCUCUAAACUCAGCGAGCACCGGCGACACAGGUCAUCUCUUGCAUGAGCUUAUGAACUUGCAGAAAUCAAAUGCCAUGUCCAGUGCAAGUAUUUCAUCCACAUUGAAUAUGAGAGAAAGUGCUGAUGUACCAGGACCAGGGGAGGCAACUGCUCCAACAAUAAAUGAACUUAUGCAGACAUUCUACAGUCACAGCCAGCCUUCUCAUAGGCAGCUUAUAACUUUACAAGGAUCUGAUACAGUCAACAGUUUCAGUGUAUAUGGACAGGAAGUAGAUGUAGUAGCUAGUAAGCCCAUGAGUACUGGUAUCUUGUCACAGCCAACAACAGGCAGUAAUAAGGUUAAAAUUACACCAGUUGUGAAGUAUGAUUGGGAGCCAUUAUUUUACGUAGGGAACCUUGUAGCUAUCCAUCGUAAUAACACAUAUGCUGCCUAUACAUUAAGAGGAAAGUCAGGUGGUGUUGUCAGGAUUAUUAACAGGAAGACUGCAGAGAGAGCACUAUUGAAAGACUUUGCUGGUCGUGUUAUAGACAUUGCCUUUGCUCACACUGAUGAUAUUUUAAUUGGUGCCGUUGAUGAGAUUGGUAACCUUAUGGUGUACCAUGUCAAAGAAACAGAUGAUAGGAAACUAAUUGUCUUAUUGUCUUUGCACAUUAGACGACCAGAUGGUGAACAGCCAUCAGAAUUCCACCGUGUUAUCUGGUGUCCAUUUAUACCUGAUGAUUGUGAUGAUAGUAGCAUGACUGAAUCUUCUACACAGGAUGCUUCUAGAGUAUUGGUCUUGACACAUAAUGAAAAAGCAGAAAUAUGGAAUAUUGAACUGGUCACCAAAGAACAUGGUAAUGGACCACUGGACGCAGAAGAUGUGGAUUUUGGUUUGAUUAAAAUUACUAGUCACACACAGCCUGUAAUGGAUGCUGCUUUCUCACCAGAUGGCACUGCAUUAGCCACAGCUAGUCUGGACGGUGAAGUCAAGUUCUUCCAAGUUAAUAUGAAUGAAAGUACUUCGCCAAGAUGUUUACACCAAUGGAAACCACACGAGGGUAAAAAGUUGUCUUCCCUUUUCUUCCUGGAUGAUCAUAAAAAUUCUAGUCCUGAUGCCCAGUUUUGGAAAUUUGCUGUCACAGGAGCAGAAAAUAAUCAGGAGAUCAAAAUAUGGAGCUGUGAAUCCUGGACUUGUUUACAAACAUUAACCUUUGUUUGUGCUCCUGGACUGCCAUCAAAUUUUCAGAUAGAUCCCUGUAUGAAAGCAGCUUUAGACCUUGGUGCCAAAUACCUCAUUCUUACUGAUAUUAAAAGAAAGGUUCUAUAUGUAUUACAGAUUUUUCAAGACAAUACAAAUAACACUGCCCAUUUUAGUUCGAUCUCAGAAUUUAUCUUAGCCCAGCCAUGCCUUAGCUUUGCCAUUCUUGAUGCCAGUAAAAAGAGGUUUAAAAAGACAGGAGAUGACUCUAACCUUGAUGAUAUCACAACAGGUGAACUAAUCAAAGAUGACAAUGAUGAUAAUGAACAGAAACCAGAUGUUACUUCCUCAGGUGUACAGAUAAGACUGUACACUGUACAUCCCAAAGCUUUACAGGAACUACAGAUCAGAUUCCAGCCAGAAUCUUCUGCUCCACCUCCACCCACGCCAUCGAUCAGUACCGUGUCACAUGAUGAUACAGGUAUUCAAGAUGCUUUAUCAGAUCUUAGUAUGGAUACUAAUAUUCACAAUAAUAGUCAAGAUCUAUCUCAUCCAUUACUGCUGACUCCUGAUGCCUUUACCUCUAGUCCUAGAAAAGCACAAGCAGAUACCACAGUGGAACAAACUAGAACCAGUAUGGGAUCCAGUACAAGUUCAUUUACUCAUGUUACUGGUUUACAAGAAGAACUUUACUCUCCUCGUAGUAGUCAGGGGAACCAGUCUGUUAUUUCAGAAGGCAGUACCAUCACUCAAACUCCUAACUCAAAAGAAUUCUCUCCGCAUAUUGUUAAUGGGGAGACAACUCCAGGAUCAGUUCCGUUACCACCAGUGUCGUCUACAGAAGAAAACGAGCUAGAGACACCGAAGUCUAAAGCUCAGUCUGGAGAAAACACUCCCAUAUCAUUAGAAAGACUAAAUAAUGUUUGUAUGGAUGAUUUCUUUGAUACACAGGGUAGUCGUCAGACCAGUGAAAGGACCCUUGACACUGCCAGCACAACUGGAUUUGAGGUUGUCGAGGGAAGUCAGAAACCAAAAAGUCCUAAGGAAUCAUUUGAUGAAAAUGAUGAAGAAGUUGCUGAAGUUUUAGGUGAAACAUAUGAUGAAGAAGAAGAAAGCAAAGAUGUGGAAGGAACUCAGCCGUUUGUUGAACAGUCUUCUGAGAAGAGUGACAUGGAAUCUACACAAGGAAGUGAUAAGGUCAUCAGGGCUUGGCCCCUGCCACCAGAUGUCAGCAGUGAACAGGGGGAGGAAGAGGAAGAAAAUGAACAAUGUAAUUAUCAUGAUCAGGAUGAGGAUGUACAAGUAGAGGAAGAGGAGGUGGUAUGUGAGGAAGAGGAGGAGGAAACCAGUAGAGAGAAAGAGGAACCAGUGCCAGAGGUCAGCAGUGAAGAAAUAGAAGAACAUAUAUUGGAGGAACAAUCUGAAGAAUCAGAACAGGAAGGACCUAAAGAAGCACCAGUGGCAGAGAAAGUCAAGCCUCAAAUAAUAAUUAAAGAAGUACCUAUUAGAAUCCAGGAAGUUAGAGAGAUUGUCAGAGAAACAGUAGAUAGAAAGGCUUUGUCCCAGCUUCAAGAUAACAUACAGAACAUCCUUAAUGCCUUGGAAUCUCAAAAUGGUGUGAUAGAAAGACUGCAGGAGCAAUUAGCUGACCAACAGGAGAAACAGAAUGAAUUACAGAGACAACAGAUAGAGAUAGAACAACUCCGACACAUGUCACAACAACCUCAGCCAAACAUUGAGGAACAUUUAGGCAAAUUAGAGGGCAUUGUUACAUCUCGUGUGGAGAGAAUGUUUACUCAGCAUGCUCAAAAAGAGAAUCAGAGAAUAAAUCAGAUCAUGCAGCAGUCUGAGACGAGAGAAAAGCAGCGACACGAACGAUUGCAACACACACUGGUACAAACAUUACAGAAAUCUGUAGCCAGUAAUGUGGAGGAUCAAGUCAGGGAUGAAAUGAGGAAUACUGUCUUACCAGCUGUAACAAGGUCUUUAGAACCUGUUAAAGAUCAGCUGCAUCAAGAAUUGGCACAGAAAUUAACAGCCACAGAUUCAUUACUGAAAGAUAAUAUUGGUAAAAUGAUUAGAUCUAGGCAAACAACAGAAGCCAUAGGAUUAGCUGCAGGCAAUGCUUUACAGACUCCAAUACAGGCAGCAUAUCGAGAAGCAUUCCAGAAUAUUGUUAUACCCAACUUUGAUAGGGCCACGCAAAAUAUGUUCCAACAAGUCAACGAAGCAUUCACCAAAGGGACAAAAGAAUAUAUUAGAACACUGGAAACUCAUUUGGACAUAAUUAAACAGAAGCAUACUGAGGCCAGAGAUCCUAUUGUAGCACAGAUGAGGAAAUUAGCUGAUUCUUUCCAGAGUUCUGCUGAAACAAUAAAAGCACAAGUCACAGCUAGUAUCCAGUCUCAGGUCCAAAAUGAAAUGCAGAAUUCCUUCCUUAGUCUGCAAGAAACUUUGAUCAGAGCUGUAAGGCAAGCUGUAAAAGAUGAAGUUAAUACUGCUGUACAGGAACAAGGUGCUACUAUUAGUAGUAAUGUACUUGAUGCCAUGAGAUCAGGGGCUGUAACUCCUGUACCUACCAGUCCUGAUCCACAACAAGCUAGAACACAUAUCAUGCAGUUACUGAGACAAGGGCAAUUAAAUGCUGCAUUUCAACAGGCUUUGUCAGCAGCUAAUCUAGAACUUGUAGUAUUUGUAUGUGAGACUGUGAACCCUGCCCAGAUAUUCAACCAAACACCCUGCCCACUAGAACAGCCAGUAUUGCUAUCCCUUAUCCAGCAGUUGUCUGCUGAUAUCGGUCAAAAUACAGAACUUAAACAUAAAUAUUUAGAAGAAUCUGUGAUGAAUUUAGAUUUGACGAAUAAGAUAACACAGGAGCACAUGAGAGGAGUGUUGUACAGUCUUAUACAGAAACUAAAGAACUAUAUCAGUCAGCAUCCCAAUGAUAAGACAUGUAGACAUCUUAAAAUGUUACAGAUGGCCUCAGAAUCUUUGCUGAAGUAGAUGUUCUAAAACUGAAAUAAUGGAUUUUAAAAUUUAAUUAUGUCAAGACUUAAAGUUAAGAUUGAUAGUAUAUUGUUGUAGUUGAAAGAUUUCCGAUGAUAUAUUGUUGUAGUUGAAAGAUUUUCUAUAAUCAGAGUAUUUCUUUUUUUAAAGAAAAAAAUAUUUUAAAAUAUCAUGUGUCAUGAUGGUAAAAAAUUCAGAUUUUCUAAUGAAGGUAUAAAUGGUUACCUCUCUUUUUUAUUUAAAACUUUCAUCUCAAAUAACUCAUGUUUAUACGCAUCAUUAUAUAAUACAACUUUUAUAGAUGUUUUUCUCUGACCUUCCAACCUCCAUAUGGUUGUAUUGAUGUUGACAUUUUUUAUCUCCUGGAAACUAAGACAUAUUUGGAAUAGGGAUCGUUUAUUUUCAACUUAUGAGUUUGAAUGUCCCUUUGGUAUCUUUUGCCUCUCUUUUGGAAUAGAGAAAUUUGAUCUUGCAUUUAUCUAUGAAGGUACACUGUAGUAUACAAAAUUAGAAACAAAACUAUAAAUUUAAUCUUCUCUCAUAUUAAACCAAUAAGGAAGCUGAAGAUACAAAAUGAAUAAACAGAUUAUAUCACUUCACCCUGAGCAGAUUUAAAUUUGUUCUGGUUAAAAAAAAAUUGAUGGAGAACAAAAGUGGUUCAUUUUGUAAUAUAAAAUUUUUCAGUGUUUGGGAACACAAAAACGUGAAACAUAUUCCUAUAACAUUUUUUUUUUUAUGAAAUUCAAAUGAAGUGAAAAUUGUUGUCAGUUACUUUUGUGAUAACUACAAAGCCAAUUCAUUCUUCUUCAAUAUUUUGUAAACAGUAAGGCACUUAUAAGGGCGACAGAAAAAUUAUACCAUAAACACAUCAUUCAUUUAUAGGAUGGUGAAUAAACUUGAAUAUGUUCUUACGGUAAUUUUUUAAAAAUGAAAAUCAAAGGUCAAAGUUAAAUAUUCCCAUGUGGCUACUUGAAAAUGAUCAAAGAAAGUAAUCUGGUAAAAGUUGUUUAGAUGUACAAUUUAGCAUAGUCAUAAACCUAGCUAAUCAUUAUUUUAUUCAUGAAAACUUCAUUCAGUUGGUAUAGAGGCGAAUUUAAUUAGAAAAUACAUGUCUAUCGUAUCAGGUUUUCAUAAGUUAUCAUGGUUCAAAUUUGUGAGGAAAAGUUAUGGUUCUAUGUUGUUAUGUUUUAUGAAUAUUGUAUAUUUUUGUAUCAGUAUUUUUUUAUGCUGCCAAAAUGUACGACCAUGCAAGUGCCAUGUAGCAUUUAGUUAGUAUUCAUCCAUGAAGGAUGUGACACUAUUUAGUGUAAUAAAAUCAGAAAUUCAUUUUAUGUAAAUUUUUUUCCAAUUUGAUUUCAUUGCAAAAUCCUGUAUUUUUUAUAUACAGCUUUCUGAUGUGUUGCAGUACACUGUCCUUUUAAUCUGUUUUUCUAUUGUUUGAUAUUUAGGAAUACUAUUGAUAAAAUUCAAAUUGUAAAAAAUAUAAUGUGAAGAAAAUAAAAAGAUAUUUUUUUUUUUUCACCUGUAACAAUUUUCAUUCAUUUAUUUACCCUGAUUUUGAUCUUAUUUAUGACGAGGAAUAUUUUGUCUGAUUUGUUCUAAAUUGCAAAGUUAGGGAAAGAGAAUCCUCAUGAAAAUUUUCCAAUUUAGUUGACAAAUAAGAUUUGUUUAUUACAAACUUCACAAGAGCUUUAUUUUUAAUGAACUAAGGAGAAGAAUCUUUUAUAGAGUAGAUGUAGUAUCAUUGUCAUUUGUAGUUAAUCAUUUUUAUAAUAUUUUGUUUUAGUUCUGUCAGCUUGGCAUUACUGUGAUACAGACAGACAAGAAGUCUGUUAUAAUAAAAUAAUACAAAACUCCA